AUGCCUGCUGAGUUCCAGAGUUGGAAGGGAGUCAAAGCCUUCACCUUCCAAACCCUCUCGGGGAGAUGGUUCAUGGUAUUUGCCUCCCUCCUGAUCAUGUCUGUCAACGGCACAAGCUACAUGUUCGGCCUCUACUCAGGAGACAUCAAAUCAUCACUAGGCUAUGAUCAAACCGCACUCAACACUCUCAGCUUCUACAAGGACUUGGGAGGCAACCUCGGGUUUCUAGCAGGCCUUAUCUACGAAAUCAUCCCACCAUGGAUGGUCAUCUCCAUCGGAUCAAUCAUGAACUUCUGCGGCUACUUCCUCAUCUGGUUAUCCAUCACCAGCCGAAUCCCAAACCCGCACCUCUGGCAAAUGUGCCUCUACAUGUGUAUCGCCACAAACGCUGCUUCCUACUCAAACACUGCAGCUUUGGUCACUUGUGUCAAGAACUUCCCCGAGAGCCGUGGCAGUGUGAUCGGCCUGCUGAAAGGGUUAAUCGGGCUGAGUGGAGCUAUCAUCACGCAGAUUUACCAUGCUUCAUAUGGGAACAAUUCCAGCUAUGCGAUCUUGCUCGUUGCUUGGCUACCCGCCAUUGUUCCCUUGCUGUUUCUGCCAGUCAUUCGAACCAUGAAAUUUGAUCGACACCAGAAGGAGCUGAAAGUUUUCUACCACUUCCUCUACGUUGCACUUGGGAUUGCUGGUUUCAUCAUGGUUAUCAUCAUCAUUCAGAACAAGUUCAGUUUCAGAAGAGCUGAGUACAUCACAACAGCUUCAGUUGUUACCUUGGGAUUGCUUCUACCAUUGGCCAUUGUAGUCAGAGAAGAAUUCAAGCUAUGGAAGAGCAAGAAACAAGCAAUGAAUAGCCAAACAGAACUCAACAUCGUGGCUGAAAAUACAAUUCUACAAGCAAUUAGUCCAAAUCCCCCAAAAUUGAAGCUAACACUAUUGACCUGGUUCACACAGAUAUUCAAUCAACCAGAAAGGGGAGAAGACUACAGCAUCUUACAAGCGGUUUUCAGCAUCGACAUGGUGAUCAUCUUAAUCUCGACGACUUGCGGCGUCGGAGGCGCGCUGGCGGCAAUCGACAAUCUUGGUCAGAUCGCCGCAUCUCUAGGCUACCAGAAGCGCACAAUUUCGACAUUCAUCUCGCUCGUAAGCAUAUGGAACUUCCUCGGACGAGUACUCGCCGGGUUCGCCUCGGAGAUCCUGCUGGCGAGACGGAAAUUCCCUCGUCCGCUGCUUCUCUCCUUCGUCAUCUUGCUCUCUUGCGUCGGCCACCUCCUGAUCGCAUUUGGAGUCCCGAACUCGCUCUACUUCUCCUCCAUCCUCACCGGAUUCUGCCUCGGCGCGCAGCUGCCGCUGGUCUCCACCAUCAUCUCCGAGAUAUUCGGGCUCAAGCACUUCGCCACGCUGUACAGCGUCGGCUCAAUUUCCAGCCCCAUCGGGUCCCUGAUCUUCAACGUGAAAGUCGCCGGCCUUUUGUACGACGAGGAAGCUACGAAGCAAUUGGAACGAUUGGGACUCGCGAGAGAGCCUGGCGAAGAGCUGAAGUGUGCCGGAGUGAGCUGCUUCCGCUCGGCGUUUCUCAUCAUCGCGGCUGCGAGUUUUCUAGGUUUUCUCGUUUCGAUCGGCUUGGUCUGGCGCACGAAGGAGUUUUACAAGAGCGACGUGUACGCGAAGUUCAGAGGAGAGAAUGAAGCUGCAUCUUCAAGCGAGACUGGAGAAGGCGCCGUAGAAACAACGCCGACAACCGGCGAUCUCAAGUAA
This is a messenger RNA of Linum tenue, 1752 nucleotides long. The record is from the annotation of a GenBank genome assembly. NCBI's taxonomy places the organism in Eukaryota, Viridiplantae, Streptophyta, Magnoliopsida, Malpighiales, Linaceae.